This is a messenger RNA of Pipra filicauda (Wire-tailed manakin), 3816 nucleotides long. RefSeq names its product non-SMC condensin II complex subunit G2 (gene NCAPG2). Gene Ontology annotation, cellular component: condensin complex; nucleus. The record is from RefSeq and is a predicted model, not a curated record. The coding region runs from base 193 to 3660 and encodes 1155 amino acids. Gene Ontology annotation, biological process: mitotic sister chromatid segregation. NCBI's taxonomy places the organism in Eukaryota, Metazoa, Chordata, Aves, Passeriformes, Pipridae. The transcript has 28 exons.
CCCAAGUGUCCCGGGGUGUCCAAGGGUGUCCCGUCCCAGCGGUCUCGGGGCUGGUGUCUCCUCUGGCGGUGCUGCCGAGCGGCGCGGGCUCCUGUCUCCUGCGCGCGGUUCCUCGCUGGAAGCCCGUCCCGCGGGUCCAUGAGGGUGUCGCCGCUCUGAGGGAGCCCGAGAGCAAGGAAAAACAAUUCCACGAUGAAACGUGAAGAAUUUUUGGAAGUUGUGUCUAAAGAGUCAAUUGAAGACUUCCUGCAUUACACUCAGAAUCCUAAAAAUACAGUUGAUCGUUUUGACUUGAACGAACUCCUUCAAGAAUUGCCAAGAAAAAAGAAGGAAGUGCUAUGGGAGAGACUGACACAGCUGUUGACAGAGAACUUGAUGGAGAGCCCUGUGGAAACGUGGCAGAGGACUGGAGAUGAUAAAAGUGAUGAUCACAUGGAAGUCGAGAUAACUCCAGAAAUUAAACAAACUGUAGCAGUGAUCCAAGGAGUGACAGCUGUCGUGACUGCUUCCAUACCUGCAGUGGAUGAAAAUGUAAACUACAAAGCUCUUCUAGAAUGUGUUUUUAUAUUAAAUGGUAUUCUUCCUGCAUUACCUGCAUCUGAAAAAAUCUUACAGGAUGCUAUCCAACGUGUAUGUGAAAUGUGGUGGCAGAAGGGACUGGAAGGGAAGGAGGUUCUGGGGAAGACUCUAUUUAUCAUUCUGCUAAGAAAAAGCCUGCAUAAAGCUGCUGUGGGUGCAGAUAUAGUUCGUCUGUGGAAUCUACAUCAGGCAUUACUUUGUUUUGAUUAUGAUUCAGAGGAGAGUAAUGAAGUCAAGGACUUGUUGCUUCAGUGUUUUAUGAGUGUAAAACACAUUAAGAAAGAAGAGGGAAGAAGAUUCCUGAGUUUUUUGUUCAGCUGGAAUAUAAACUUCAUUAGGAUGAUACAUGGAACUGUUAAAAACCAAUUACAGUUCUUUCCAAGAUCCUUGGUGGAAUACAUUGCAGAAGUUUACUUCAGGUCCUGGAAGAAGGUAUCAGGAGAAUUCAUAGAGGAACUGGAACAUAACUGCAUCCAGGAUUUCAUGCAUCAUGGAAUUCAUCUUCCCAGAAGUUCUUCUGUUCAUUCUAAAGUUAGAGAGAUGCUGAGUUAUUUUCAUAAACAAAGUAGAGUUCGUCAAGGAGUAGAAGAAAUGCUCUAUAGAUUGUAUCAGCCUAUCCUUUGGAGAGCACUGAAGGCCAGAAACUCAGAAGUUCGAGCAAACGCAGCAUUUUUGUUUGUUGAUGCUUUUCCUCUUCGUGAUCCCAGUUUUGAUGCUGAAGAGAUGGACAAUGAAAUUCAGAAACAGUUUGAAGAGCUUUUUAGUCUCUUAGAAGAUCCUCAUCCAGUUGUCCGCUCUACAGGGAUCCUUGGAGUUACUCAGAUAACAUCCAGAUACUGGGAGAUGAUUCCUUCAGUAAUUGUUGCUGAUCUUUUAAAAAAGAUAACUGGGGAGCUGGCAUGUGAUGUAUCAUCUGCUGAUGUUCGAUGCUCUGUAUUUAAAUGCCUACCAGUAAUUUUGGACAACAGCCUAAGCCAUCCAUUACUGGAACAGCUCCUGCCAGCGACCAAACACAGCCUUCGUGACAACUCGGAGAAGGUGCGAGUGGCUUACGUCGACAUGCUGCUGAAAAUUAAGGCUACCAAGGCUGCUAAGUUCUGGAAUAUCUGUCCCAUGGAGGAUAUUCUGACUCGUCUUGAGGUGGAUUCACGGCCCGUGUCCCGGCGCAUAGUGAACCUCCUGUUCAACUCCUUCUUUCCCACCAACCAACCCGAGGACGUGUGGUGUGAGCGCUGUGUCACUCUCAUCCAGAUGAAUCCAGCAGCAGCCAGAAAGUUCUAUCAAUAUGCUUAUGAAUAUACUGCCCCCACCAAUAUAGCUAAAUUGAUGCUCACCAUUCGGCGCUGCUUGAACGCCUGCAUCCAGAAAGCAAGGAAGGAGAGUCUGGGUGAUAGUGGGGAGGAUGACAAUGAUGAAAGCGAAAAGGAGAACACAAGUGUGUUGGAUAAUGUGUUGUCCAUAAAUGAUGUGGCCAGCAUGGCAAGUUUGUUGGAGAUUAUUGUAAUUCUCUGGAAAAGUAUCUACAAAGCACUAGAACACAAUGAAGAGGUCAAAGAUUAUGCUAUCAGGAAAUUUGCUUCUGUACUUCCUGAAUAUUUUAAAGUAUUUAAGGACGAGCGUUGCGUGACUCCAUUGGUUAUUCUGGCAUCCUUUAUGCCCAUUGCUGCUGUUCCUACAUUCAGCUGUGGUGUGAUUUCCAGACUCAGAAAUAUUAACAACGGAGCUGACCAAAGCAAAUAUUCUACCCUGAUCGACUGCAUGUGUUGCUGGGGUCAAGUGGGGCGUAUUAUGGAAUUAGCCUGUGAUUGGUUGUCUGACACACUGACCCCAAGAAAGAACGUUAAAACAUCUGGGCGCCGAGUGCAGCUCCACGUAACACAGGAAUCAAAACCAGAAUUGGCAAUUGAUUACCUCGACUAUUUAUUGACUCAUCCUGUCAAUCGUGACUGCCUCCUUUCUGUUCAUAAAAAGAAACUGAAGAAACUUCUGAAAACCCUCAGUGCUGCAAAGAGGGUUCUUGGCUCAAUCCUUAAAGGAACUAAUGCAGAUUCUGGUAGCUGGAAUCAAGCAACUAGUCUAAGAGCCUUCAGCCUCUUUUGCAGAUUGAGUAUUCAUCUUCAGCACAAGUUUUCUGGAGAAGGAGAUUGCCUCUCGCUUUUGAAGGAGACAGGUGCUUGGAUAGAAAGUCAAGUUGUACCUUUUAUACUAUCAAGUGAUCAAGAGGAUGGUAUUUCAAAACACAGUAGUGUUUCUGAAUUAAUUAUCCAGGCCUACCUGACAGUAUGUAAAGAUGUCAUAAUGGUUGGCCUUGGAAAUCUCACGUUUCAAGCACAUGUUCUAGAUAUGGCUCUUCCAAUUAUACAGACAGAGAGAGGUGGCUUAUGUGCUCCAGUAUUGCUGUGUGCUCUAAAAGAAAUUGUUGAAGCUUCUUUAACUCAGAAUACUGAGACAGAUGAAGUGGCAAAUCUUUUCCACACUGUACAGAACGUCUUGCAGAAAGUUUUGGAAUGUGUGGCACAUAGACUCAAGAAACAGCAGGAAGAAGGGAUUCAGUUGAUUCACGCUAUUCAGAUGCCUCUUGGAGAAUUCAUUCACGCACUGCAGUGCUGGCAUUCAUCAUUCCCAGCAGUGCACCAGGGUGUACUCUCCACUCUCCUGGCUGCAGUAGUAGCAGACAUAAAUUGUGUGCUACAGAUGGCUUCCAGUGAAAAAGAUGUCACUAUACCAAGGACUGUUUCAGACCUUCCCCCUCUUUCAAGCAGUUUAAUGGCCAUAAUUAUGAAGUCAGUUAAUGUUGUCAGGUCAUUUUUAAAUGAAUUAAUGGAAUGCAUCCUCUCUGAAGAAAUUAAAGGGAUUUUUAGUCUAACAGCUUCUGUCAGCAUUGUGAUGAUAAUUAAAGGUAAGAACAAACCUGCACUUGUAAAGGAUGUUGCACCUGCCCUUCGAGGGAAGCUGAUGGUGUGCAGUGAGGCCACAGAGGGAUCCAGCAGCACUGAAAGAUUGCUGUGUGAAUCAUCUCUGAAAAUUUUGGAUGAAUUUUUAAAUCCUUGUCCACGCCAAGGCUUUUGUCAUGCAAAUUAAAGGAAGACGUAUUGCUUUUUAAAAAAUAUUAUCUUGUAAAAUUAUGAAUAAGCAAAGUUUAUUUUCUGCUAUGCUGUACAUUUAAAGCAAGGAAUAUGUAUAAAGGUGUGUAUAAAUAUUAUGAAAUAGUAAAGACUGCUCAAAAGCUGCAAAGAA